AUGAAAAUAACAUCGACAAACGGUAAUGUGUCUCGUUUAAAUAAUGAUAAUAAAACAUUAGAAUAUAUUUGUUCAUAUAUAAAAUAUAAAUUUGAUAAUCUAUUUGCUCAUGGUUUAAUUUUUAUUAUUCCAUUAUUAACUAUUAUAAGUGUAUUUAUUAUAUUAAUAUUUAGUAUAAUUUAUUAUUAUACUAAAGAAACAGAUAAUUAUAAAGAUGCAUUAUGGCAAACAUUUACACGUAUACUUGAUCCAUGUGCAGCAGCACACGAUGAAGGUGUAAAACAUCGACUUAUAUCUGGUAUUGUUAUACUUUGUGGUCUUGUUAUUGUUGCAAUAUUAAUUGGUGCAAUUGUAACUUUUAUGGAUGAAAAAUUAAAUGAAUUAAAAAAAGGACAUACAACAGUUAUUGAAAAGAAUCAUACAAUAAUUUUAGGAUGGUCACCAAAAAUAUUUGAUAUUAUUAAUGAAUUAAUUAGUGCAAAUGAAAAUCAACGUAAUCCUUCAAUUGUUAUUUUGACAUCAAAAGAUAAUAGUGAGAUCAAUGAUUUAAAUAAAUUGAGUCUUAAUCAAGCACGAUCAAUAAUUAUACUGGCACCGGAAUUAAACAAUCCUGAUGUUAGAAUAAUAAAAACAAUAUUAGCAAUUAGAAAUAAUCCAAGACGAAAUAACAUUAAUUUUCAUAUUGUUGCUGAAAUAAAAGAACAAAUUAAUUUAGAAGCGGCAAUAAUUGCAGAUUUUUAUUAG
Messenger RNA from Rotaria sp. Silwood1, 744 nucleotides. The record is from the annotation of a GenBank genome assembly. Lineage: Eukaryota; Metazoa; Rotifera; Eurotatoria; Philodinida; Philodinidae.